Haemonchus placei is the source of this 294-nucleotide messenger RNA. The record is from the annotation of a GenBank genome assembly. Lineage: Eukaryota; Metazoa; Nematoda; Chromadorea; Rhabditida; Trichostrongylidae.
AUAAAAGUUCUGAGUUUGGAGGACCGAUUGGAAUGGCUCUUUAGCAGCGCUGAUGCACAUUUACCAAACACUUUUCUGCAACCCACAAUGCAAAAUGUUGUCGAUUUUCACAAAACUUUCAUCAAAAAGAAGGAUCUUACUACAGUUCGCGAAGCCCUCAAACUUGCUUUCGAGAUGUGCGAUGAAGAUUUAUGCCGUGCUGCUUUACCAGACAAUAGAGGACAAUUGGAUAGGCAAGGAAUUAUUGUGACUAGUAACGAACCUAGGUUCGCACUUGGGGUUCAGCAGAACUAG